Molecule: messenger RNA, 1901 nt
Organism: Dendronephthya gigantea
Lineage: Eukaryota; Metazoa; Cnidaria; Anthozoa; Malacalcyonacea; Nephtheidae
Product: kelch-like protein 5
Exons: 2
Coding region: 27-1784 (585 amino acids)
Molecular function (GO): protein binding
Source: RefSeq, a predicted model, not a curated record
UCGAGUAAUCUAAUAAAAUUGAGUUUAUGCGUAAGAAAAUACGUCCAUUUUUAUGUAAAGAAGUGUCUAGUUUUCAACCGAAAAUGACUUCAACGUGUCGGGUGGAUAUUCCCAUGUACUCCAGCGAUUGUUUGAAAGCGAUGAACGAGAUGAGAACGAAAGCCCAACUCUGUGAUGUAGUUUUACGAGUGGAUCGCUGUGAGUUCCCUGCUCAUCGUAUUGUCCUUGCUGGUGCCAGUCGUUACCUUCAUGCAAUGUUUACGAAUGGCAUGUUAGAGAGUGGUAAAACCAAAAUAGAUUUAGGCGGAAUUGAUCCACAGACGAUGGCCAUGUUAUUAGAGUUUGUUUACACGGGAUCUGUCGAGUUAACUACAGCGAAUGUUCAACAGUUAUACGCUGGGGCUUCAAUGCUUCAUCUCACAAGCCUUGCUAAGUCUUGUUCAAAUUUCCUCGAAGCUCAUAUCGACUUCUCAAACUGUAUAGGCGUUCGUGCAUUUGCAGACCUAUAUUCAUGUAAAAGUCUUGAGCGUUUUGCGUUUACGUAUAUCUGUGAACAUUUUCUUGAAGUCGUACAAAGUGACGAGUUCUUGGAAUUAAACAAGGAUGAUCUUAUUGACUUGUUGAAAUGCAACUCCUUGCAGGUUUACUCAGAAGACGAGAUUUUCAACGCUGUUGAGUUGUGGAUUUCUCACAGCUACGAGCAACGACAGGCGUGUGCCUCUGAAGUUUUGCAACACGUACGGUUACCUUUGAUCUCUUUGGAGUUUCUGGAAACGAGAGUUGUGCCAGCUAGCUUUGUCAAGAAUGAUAGCAAAUGUCAAAUGCUUCUUGCAACUGCUCUGAAUGACCAUGAAAGCAAUUUACCAGCGUAUAUGUUUCUACCAAGAGCUCAGCCACACACUCUAUUUGCAGUUGGUGGUCGCAACAGUAAUUCAUGUCAGUUGUCAAGCGUAGAACAGUUUGAUGUUGCUGCAAACAAGUGGUUGACGUUAGAGCCAAUGAAAUGUGCUCGAACAGCUGUUGGUGCUUGUUCUUAUAAUGGACAACUGUACGUGAUUGGUGGGGAAUGUGCAAAUGGUCCAGGGAACAAUCAUGGUGACACAACCUACAAGAAGACUGUUGAAGUUUUUAAUCCCAGAGAGCAAACUUGGCAUAAGUCUGCUGAUCUAACAAUUGCUCGGUCGUUUAUCUCAGUUGUGUCACUUGAAGGUUAUGUGUACGCCUUGGGUGGGGAGGAUAGAUUGUGUUCUUACAACUUUGUUGAGAAAUACGACCCUAACAGAGACUUCUGGAUGCCAGUACAGAGCAUGAAGAGACGAAGAUCUGGUGCAGGUGCAGCAGUGUGUAAUGGCCUUCUCUAUGUUGCUGGUGGUUACGAUAGAGGUAUAGGCGCCGACCGUGCAUCAGUCGAAUGUUAUGACCCAAAGUUGGAUCAAUGGACAUUUGUCACAGAACUUGAGAAGGCAAGGUCAGGUCUUGGACUUGUGUCUUUGAAUGGCUGCAUUUAUGCAGUUGGUGGUCGAAACAGAAGCACAGACUCCUACUUUGAUCUUGUGGAGAGAUUUGAUACCCAGACGCAUCAUUGGUCGCCAGUUGCCCCAAUGAACAGUCCACGUGCGUGGGCAGCCGUGGUUGUUUACAAGGAGAAUAUUUUUGCCAUUGGUGGAUUUGAUGGAGCGAACCGUUUGAACACAGUUGAAAUGUAUGACUCCGUUAAGAACGUUUGGACAAAUGUUGAGGGUUUGAAUGUAAACCGAGCAGGGUGUGGUGCUGCAAUACUGUGACAGUUGAAGAUGGUGUUUUUAUUCCACCAUGACAGAAUAAAUGAAGGUCACAUUUUAGUAAUGUAGUUGAAGGAUGUCUGGUUUUUAAACUGUAGCUAACUCAAACUAAGCACAAUU